Staurois parvus is the source of this 252-nucleotide messenger RNA. The record is from the annotation of a GenBank genome assembly. Lineage: Eukaryota; Metazoa; Chordata; Amphibia; Anura; Ranidae.
GAGGAAUUUGAGGUGUGAAUGGUCAUUAACAUAUCUUUUGUUUCCAAGGGUGGGAGAGGUCUGAGGUGUGAGUGCUCAUUAACAUUUCUUUUGUUUCCAAGGGUGGGAAAGGAAUUUGAGGUGUGAAUGGUCAUUAACAUAUCUGUUGUUUCAAAGGGUGGGAGAGGUCUGAGGUGUGAAUUGGUCAUUACAAUGUGUGACAAGCUUGGUAGGAACAUCCUGUGUUCAGUGUUUUGUCCAUUUGAGUACCUU